Messenger RNA from Hyaloscypha bicolor E, 689 nucleotides. RefSeq lists its product as uncharacterized. The coding region runs from base 144 to 650 and encodes 168 amino acids. The transcript has a single exon. The record is from RefSeq and is a predicted model, not a curated record. NCBI's taxonomy places the organism in Eukaryota, Fungi, Ascomycota, Leotiomycetes, Helotiales, Hyaloscyphaceae.
GAAGUCUUCUUCCAAUUAGAUGUCAUGAUAGGAUUAUCCAUGUAUAAGGCGUGUGUUCCGAUACUGUGAAAACGUUGUGCGACGCCGAGUCAAGGAUCCAUACGAAAUCGGACCUCUUUGUUACAGUAUGGGGUUGGCUGGAGAUGGCAGCAAAGUGCAGCGUUCAGAAGCCAUGCAGAGGGCUCGGGACAUUCUCGGAGAACACUCUUUGGAGAAUUUUACUUCUUGACAGUGUUGAACCACAGGUUAAAACUGCUUUGUUGCGUCGGGCCACCGAAAGCGAUUUCAACAGUCUUCACACCGAAUUGGCAUCAUUCGAAAGCGACUCGGGGUCACUAGAGGCAGACCAAGUGUCUCUACUCAUGUGGAACGUAUUAUAUAGAAUGCGUCGAGCCAAGCUCAUCACUACUAAUGGUUGGCUGGGUAUGGUUCCACGAGAUACUCAAAUUGGGGAUGAAAUAUAUGUUUUAGCAGGUGGAAGGAUACCCUUCGUCUUACGACCUUCGCAAGAAAAGUUUUCCCCGUCCGGUUCAUCGAAUUCUCAACGUUCCUGUCACACGUUGGUGAGAGAAUGUUAUCUCGAUGGAUCCAUGGAUGGAGAGCUGUCGGUUAAGUUGAGAAGUGAAGCUGUCGAUGUCUUCAUCGUCUAAAUAAUCAACUUCUGAAAAGCCUUUUGAUACAAACGUGAG